Molecule: messenger RNA, 2342 nt
Organism: Coregonus clupeaformis (lake whitefish)
Lineage: Eukaryota; Metazoa; Chordata; Actinopteri; Salmoniformes; Salmonidae
Product: skin secretory protein xP2-like
Exons: 2
Coding region: 834-2264 (476 amino acids)
Source: RefSeq, a predicted model, not a curated record
UCAUUUCUUUGUCAGUGGGCAAAUGUACAAAAUCAGCAGGGGAUCAAAUACUUUUUUCCCUCACUGUAUGUCACCAUUUAGUCCAGGUAUGUCAUCCUUUAGUCCAGGUAUGUCAUCCUUUAGUCCAGGUAUGUCAUCCUUUAGUCCAGGUAUGUCAUCCUUUAGUCCAGGUAUGUCAUCCUUUAGUCCAGGUAUGUCAUCCUUUAGUCCAGAUAUGUCAUCCUUUAGUCCAGAUAUGUCAUCCUUUAGUCCAGGUUCUUUAAAGUUACAAACUUUCUCUCAUUUUAUGAUCCUGAAAAGAUCAAAUAUGUCUUUCCUUUUUAAUUUGCACUGUAGAAGGUGUAUUGAAAGCAUCAAAGCAUGAUUUAUUUUUUAUUUUUUAUAGUACUUAUUCUUUUCUUCACGUCAAGGGGCGGACUACUUGCCAGACCUGGGUUCAAAGAGUAUUUGAAAUCAUUUCAGACACUUUUAGCAGGGCUUGAUUGAGCUUGCCUGGCAAAAUUGAACAAAUAGAAUAGUCUCAAAACUGCCAAUCCCCCCCAUGAUCUGGAACCCUGAUCUGGAACCCUGAUCUGGAACCCUGAUCUGGAACCCUGAUCUGGAACCCUGAUCUGGAACCCCAGGCAGGCUGAAGUAAACGCUCAAAGCAUUUGAAAGAUUUAGAAUAGUAUUUGAACCCAGGCUACUCUAUCUCACCACCGAUACACAGUGAACCCUUGUCCUCCAUCUUAGCACAUUAGUAGAGACUCCUCCUCCUCCACCACCGCUCUCUCUCCCCCCCUCUCCUUCUCUUCCUCUCCUGUGUCCUCCCUCUGUCCCCCAGCCCGCUCACCAUGGAGGGAGAGUCAGUCUCCCAGCCCAUGGAGGGAGAGUCAGUCCCCCAGCCCGCUCACCAUGGAGGGAGAGUCAGUCUCCCAGCCCGCUCACCAUGGAGGGAGAGUCAGUCCCCCAGCCCAUGGAGGGAGAGUCAGUCUCCCAGCCCGCUCACCAUGGAGGGAGAGUCAGUCUCCCAGCCCAUGGAGGGAGAGUCAGUCUCCCAGCCCAUGGAGGGAGAGUCAGUCUCCCAGCCCGCUCACCAUGGAGGGAGAGUCAGUCUCCCAGCCCGCUCACCAUGGAGGGAGAGUCAGUCCCCCAGCCCAUGGAGGGAGAGUCAGUCUCCCAGCCCGCUCACCAUGGAGGGAGAGUCAGUCCCCCAGCCCAUGGAGGGAGAGUCAGUCCCCCAGCCCAUGGAGGGAGAGUCAGUCCCCCAGCCCAUGGAGGGAGAGUCAGUCUCCCAGCCCGCUCACCAUGGAGGGAGAGUCAGUCUCCCAGCCCGCUCACCAUGGAGGGAGAGUCAGUCCCCCAGCCCAUGGAGGGAGAGUCAGUCCCCCAGCCCAUGGAGGGAGAGUCAGUCCCCCAGCCCAUGGAGGGAGAGUCAGUCCCCCAGCCCAUGGAGGGAGAGUCAGUCCCCCAGCCCAUGGAGGGAGAGUCAGUCCCCCAGCCCGCUCACCAUGGAGGGAGAGUCAGUCCCCCAGCCCAUGGAGGGAGAGUCAGUCCCCCAGCCCGCUCACCAUGGAGGGAGAGUCAGUCCCCCAGCCCAUGGAGGGAGAGUCAGUCCCCCAGCCCGCUCACCAUGGAGGGAGAGUCAGUCUCCCAGCCCAUGGAGGGAGAGUCAGUCCCCCAGCCCGCUCACCAUGGAGGGAGAGUCAGUCCCCCAGCCCGCUCACCAUGGAGGGAGAGUCAGUCUCCCAGCCCAUGGAGGGAGAGUCAGUCCCCCAGCCCAUGGAGGGAGAGUCAGUCCCCCAGCCCAUGGAGGGAGAGUCAGUCUCCCAGCCCGCUCACCAUGGAGGGAGAGUCAGUCCCCCAGCCCAUGGAGGGAGAGUCAGUCCCCCAGCCCGCUCACCAUGGAGGGAGAGUCAGUCUCCCAGCCCGCUCACCAUGGAGGGAGAGUCAGUCCCCCAGCCCGCUCACCAUGGAGGGAGAGUCAGUCCCCCAGCCCCCUCACCAUGGAGGGAGAGUCAGUCCCCCAGCCCGCUCACCAUGGAGGGAGAGUCAGUCCCCCAGCCCAUGGAGGGAGAGUCAGUCCCCCAGCCCAUGGAGGGAGAGUCAGUCUCCCAGCCCGCUCACCAUGGAGGGAGAGUCAGUCUCCCAGCCCGCUCACCAUGGAGGGAGAGUCAGUCCCCCAGCCCAUGGAGGGAGAGUCAGUCUCCCAGCCCGCUCACCAUGGAGGGAGAGUCAGUCUCCCAGCCCGCUCACCAUGGAGGGAGAGUCAGUCAGUUGGUUAGGAUGUCUCUCUCUGUAGAUUGGUUGAACAAUGUUGCACUGUAUCCAUAAACAGUUAAUGUGUAUUAUUUCCCCCCCUC